Linum tenue is the source of this 5163-nucleotide messenger RNA. NCBI's taxonomy places the organism in Eukaryota, Viridiplantae, Streptophyta, Magnoliopsida, Malpighiales, Linaceae. The record is from the annotation of a GenBank genome assembly.
CUAGUCUCCACUCCUUCAUUUCCUCCAAUUUCCUUCUUCCCCAUUGCCGUCUUCUUCCUUGAUUUUCAGAUGUUGUUGUUGCAGAACUACAAUUACUCCCCAAUUAUUCUCUCUCCUCAAUUCUUCCAUUCACCUCGCUAUCGCCAUCGCAAUCGGAGAGCUUCUUCUUCUUUUCCCUGCUGCUGUCUCGGAAAACCCACCACGGAGGCCGUUUUCUCCUCUCUGUCAGCCCUUCCGCUGUCUUUAUUGGAGCCAUGGCUGGCGGAUAUAUCGGAACCCACCACAAUUACAGUACCCGUCCCCGUGCCGGAAGACGGCGGUGGCCCAAUUGAGCUACCUUUCCCUUCUGCGCCUUCCAUCUUCGCCACCACCGAUGACCCUUCGCCGCUGCAGAUAGCAACUAGCGUGCUGCUCACCGGAGCUGUCUUCAUAUUCCUUGUUCGCUCCAUCCGACGCCGUGUUAAGCGUGCCAAGGAACUGAGGUUCAGAUCAUCAGGAGCUACUAAGAAGUCGCUUAAAGAUGAGGCAUUGGAAAGCUUGAAGGCCAUUGGAGCCGCGGGCCCUGUUGAAGAAGGUAAGAAGCCUACUUCACCAGUGCAGGCACUUCUAGGUGGCAUAUCUGCAGGUGUGAUUGCUUUGAUUCUCUACAAGUUCACUACAACCAUUGAGGCAUCUCUGAACCGGCAGACCAUAUCAGACAACUUCUCGGUUAGUCCACGGUUUCCCUUCCUCGUCGGUUUCAAAUUCAUUAAUAAAAAGAAUUGCUAGUGUUGUGUCUGCUUUGAAUGAUUUGUUAAGUUCUCACUUAAAUCUGGGUUUUUCCUACUUCUCUCAGGUUCGCCAAAUAACGAUUACUAUCCGGUAACUCCAGCAAAGUAUAAUACAAGGCACUAUUAAGACGUUGAAAAUGUGGAACAUCACUCAUUAUUGCCUGUAAACUUUUGCAGGACCAUCAUCAAUGGGUUGUGCUACCUUGCCACGUUCGUUUUCGGCCUCAACUCUGUCGGUUUAGUCCUCUACUCUGCCCAGCUCACGAUGAACUCUUUCAUGGAAGGGGAAGAAGCUCAAGCUGGUGAAGGAGAAGAGCUCUCAGAUACACUCAACUCAACUUCUGAUAGUGAUCAGAGUAGUCAGAUUGAUGAAAACCCGGAAGAUGGUGAAUAGUGUAAGUAAGUUAUGAGACCGGAAUGAUGUCUUGGAAUGACUUUCUCAUUCAAAUUCUCCAACAAAAUUACUCCAGAAACUAGAAAGCACACAGCUUUGAGAUUUUUAUUCCAGAUUGCAACGAUAAAACCAUGUUCAAUUCAGGAGACACUCAAACUUCAAGCCCAUAAACAUCAUUCCUUUUGGAAACUUCCGGAAACCCAUUCUCUCUUGACUCAAUACUACUGCUCAUAUGGAACAGGAAUCCUCUGAGUAGUAGGCCCAGCAACCAUGUCCUCCCAUAUCACAUCAGAAAGUGCCAUUGUCAACUCUCCCACCUUCCCUGCAUUUCAAACAAAAACACCCAUUAGCCUCUUAUCUCAAGCAAAAGUAUAUACACCUCUAAAACUGAAGCCAAUUUCCCAUUACCAUCUCCAAUGAGCUGAUCAUCCCACAUCACGAUUGGCAACAAAGGUAGCGUGCUCCCCACGAACAUCAUCUCAAGAGCACCUUUGGCCUCUCCAACUGUGAGUUUACUUGUCUUCACCCCUUUCAGCUUCCCCUGCUCCACCAGCUUGGGAGCCAGCUGAAGCAGCCUCAGAGCAGUGCACCCGCGGAGUAUGUUGUCAAAUGGAGGCAGGAUCAGCUCUUUCUCCUGAGUAAUGAACGCAACGUUCACAUUGGGACCCUCAGCCACGUACCCUUCCUCAUCCACCCAAAUCGAGGCAAAGGCUCCUCUGUCCUCAGCUUCCAUGAUCGAUAGCACAUUGGGGAGAUAGUUCACAUUCUUCGCAGUUGCAAAAAGAGGUGGCUUCAUGGGGAUGUUAGAUGUGAUCACCUUCACACCUUCCUUCUGCUGAGAGAACUCCUCGUCGAUCACUACUGCAUAGAAUGCUGAAGUCGGACAACCAGAGGGUGACAGCAGGAAGUUGCCUGGGCCUGCGCUCAGCCAGUAUCUCAGUGUGCCUUUCUUGCAGUUUGAUGCUGCUGCCAACUGGAGCAGGAUGGUAUGCAGCUUAUCCUUGGUGAAUGGAGAUGAUAUCCUUGCCUUCGAUGCCGAUGUUAGGAUCCUCUCUAUGUGUACGUCUAGCUCAUAGAGGUAUCUAAAACACGAGAGCUGCAGAAUUAGAUUCAUGCCGCGGGGCUAAAUGCUUCAAAAGGUCACUGAACUAAUGAGCAGAUUACCCGUCGAGAAUGAUGGCUGUGUCGAAAACACCAUGUCCGCGAUGUACCAUGUGGUCAUCAAUCGGGAUCACCAUCAACGUCGGAUCGAGAAUGAUCCCACCAUAGACGCUCGAGUACAUUGCUGGGUCAAAAUCUUCCAAGCUUUUUCACACACCUCCGAGGAUGAGAACACAUGAACCUCAAAGUCGUCUCCUUUCUGGACCUUGACAGCAGCAGCAACAGUCUCUGCAAAAAAACUCAGAAGACCGACCAGAGUAGAUGUCAAGCAGAAGAAACUCACAAUUCUGAACAGAAAAAUGAGAGAGGCUUUAUGAAAAAGAGUAGUUGCCUGGGUUCUGAUGUUCCAUGGCGAAAGGAUUGAGGGGAUGGUGAACUGAAAAGACCAACUACACGCUGGGAUUUAAUAGGAGGAUGAUAUGACUCUGGUGCGAUUUUCAGUGGGGUUAGACUGAUGGCAUUUGACGUUUUUGGGGAUGUGGAUGUGGAAUCCACUUUGGCUUUUGGCUCUGCAUUUUUUGGAGUUUUGCUGAGGUUCUGAUGGGCAAUGGGCAGAAGAGACAGAAUGCUGACAGUGUAAAGUUUUUUAGGCGGCCGGCCGUGGUGUCUUGUUUUGUAUCCGUUGUUUUCAGUGGAUUCUCCACUCGAAAUCUCAAUUGGCUAGCAUUUGAGUAAGGAUGUUACAAGAAUUAUUUUAUUUCACGGUUGUCACUCAAACUAUAAGUACCACGAAUGAUUUCAACCUCGCUAAACCCUCUUCAAGCAACUCUGGAUCAACAGCAAACGUUAUCCGAAGCCAGUUCCUUAAUCCCACUGCAGUUCCUACAAUGUUUUCACAGACCAGAUUCUUUGGUUUCAGUUCCUUGCAUGAGAAGAGAGGAGGACAAGUAAACAAACUUUGUGGAGCUUCUCACCUGGAAGAAUGAUAACAGAUUCCUCCUUAGCCAGCUUGAAGCAGAAAUCUAUGUCGUCGCUGAUGUCUUCCAGCAGCGAGAGAUUCAAUUUCAUCUGGCAAAAAGAAAUAGCAAGUUACUUCUUAUCAAUCAUGAUGCAAGCAAACCUUGUUCCUUCAUUCAGCUUCAACGUUUCCAACUUACCAUUACAGCCAUGGAUCCUUCCGGCUUGUGAGGGCAUGUGAUGCACGAAAUCUCCUUCAUCCUAUCGAAGCAAAUAUCUGAAGUUUGCUUCAACACCUUGAUUGUUUUCUUAAAGAAAACCUCUCCAGUUUCCUCUAGAAUACGAGGAACGGCUGCCUACAUCAUAUGUAAAGAGAACAUAUGUUGUCAUGAUACUAGAUCCAGCAGUGAUAGUCUUAGAAGGUCUGUGUUGAAAUUAGCUUCUGCACAAAACCAUCAUGCUGAGUUAAUAGAUUCAAGCAUGGUUAAGAGAAAAAUAGGCAUACUUGGAUGAAUGUGGAAGGUCCUCCCAAUAUGUCGAAGUACUUCUUGAUACGCUCCACCGACUGAGAACAUUAGAAACACCCAUUGAUCCAGAGCAAAGUGAUUUUGGACACAGAAAAGGAGGGAGUAAAGAAGCUAGGGAGCCAGGUAACCAACCUUUGGUUUUCUGAAAGAGACAGAGGGAUCACAAGUGACGAACCAACCAAGUCGCCAACCUGGCACUAUCCACCUCUUUGAAAGAGAGCCAAGUGUGAGGACAGGCACAGUUGAUCCAAAAACUCCCAUGGGGAUGAAAGGGUUACACCCGAAGGCAAGAUGCCCAUACACUUCAUCAGCAAUGAUGAGAAUCCUCAGCCUCUCAGCAGUUUCAGCAAUCUAUAGUAGUUGGCAAACAUCACAAAUGAGAGCAGGUUGAUUGAUCAUUUUCCCUAAUGAAUGUUCCUACUGUGUUUCCCUUUUCUCUACCUCUUUCAGAUGUCGAUAGGAGUAGACAUUCCCACAAGGGUUCCCAGGGUUGAUCACCACCAUUGCCACUGUAUCGUGAUCAGCAAGGGCUUCGACUCCAGCUAGAUCAACCUUCCAUCCGUUCUGUGGCAAGAGAUCAAAAUGUCGAACUUCGAUCCCCCUGAAAGCUGCACAGAGUUCAUAGAUAGGGAAGCCUGGUCUGGGAAGCAGUAUGUUCGAACCAGGGCGAGCCAGCAUCGCUAGUGCAACGUCAAUGGCUUGCGUGCAUCCGGACGUUACAAACACAUCAUCCGAAGAUAGAUCGUAAGGAAGAUCACCAGAUAAGUACUUUGCGAUCGCUCUGUGGAGAAGAUUAUGAAAGUGAUAUUGGUUAAGACCAACAAGCCAAGCCUGUCUGAAUUCAAAGACCCAUUUGAAGGAUGUUACCUACCUUUGAGUCUGGGGGAGUCCGACAGUUGGGGAGUAGCCAUUGAACUUGUGAGAAUGAAGAGCUUCCGCCACAGCUUGAGAAGCAACAGGAGGAACCUGGAAGCAAGAGUAAGCAGAAGGGUCACCCAUUCCAAGCGAAAUCACACUCUUCUCCUUGUUCCUCUUUGUGCCGUCGUCAUCAAUGCUCUGCAUCAACAAGCUCAGUAUCCCUUUAAUGGUGAUGUUUGCUGGAGCCUCCAUGCCCUUCGGAGGGAAAUGGGAAAGUGAUGUGUGAAGUAAAUGAAGAUGGGACUUUUUUUGCAAUUGGCGGUUUUAUGGCCUCUCUUCCUUUGCCAGAUACACGUUUAAAUGCAAGUUACCGUAGAGAAUACGAUUCAAAUAAUGUAACAUGUGAAGGAAAAUCCAAUGCUUGUUAAUGGCGACAAGGCUCUGUACCGUGGCCAGAGUGGACAGCGACCCUCCUGCCAAGUGGCCAAGGUUGCUUGCUUUGCUAUGAUGCUGAAUUAUAAGCCCAGUGAUUGAAUAAAUUAAUUAAUUAAUGAGA